This is a messenger RNA of Coregonus clupeaformis (lake whitefish), 4392 nucleotides long. Its product is annotated as ATP-dependent 6-phosphofructokinase, muscle type. Lineage: Eukaryota; Metazoa; Chordata; Actinopteri; Salmoniformes; Salmonidae. Gene Ontology annotation, molecular function: monosaccharide binding; 6-phosphofructokinase activity; AMP binding. Gene Ontology annotation, cellular component: membrane; 6-phosphofructokinase complex; cytoplasm. Gene Ontology annotation, biological process: canonical glycolysis; fructose 6-phosphate metabolic process; fructose 1,6-bisphosphate metabolic process. Bases 90 to 2459 code for a protein of 789 amino acids. The transcript has 21 exons. The record is from RefSeq and is a predicted model, not a curated record.
CUCUUGAGAAGCAGGGUAGUAGCCAAUCUGUCAUUUUCUUUUCCUUCCUUAGUGCCACCACCUAGUUGGUGUGGAGUCCUGUAGACACCAUGUCACAUACAAGCAUGGAUCCAACCAAGAUGGGCAUCGGCCGGUCUAUCGCCGUGCUGACGUCUGGUGGUGAUGCCCAAGGUAUGAACGCGGCCGUGAGGGCCACAGUCAGAGUUGGUAUCUACACCGGAGCCAAGGUCUACUUUGUUCAUGAGGGUUACCAGGGUCUGGUGGAUGGAGGAGACAACAUCAAACUGGCCACCUGGGAGAGUGUGUCCAUGAUGCUGCAACUGGGUGGCACGGUCAUCGGCAGUGCCCGCUGCAUGGACUUCAGAGCCAGGGAGGGCCGCAUGAAGGCUGCCCUGAACCUGGUCAAGCUGGGCAUCACCAACCUGUGUGUGAUUGGGGGUGACGGUAGCUUGACCGGAGCUAACCAGUUCAGGACGGAGUGGUCCACUCUGCUGGUUGACCUGGUCAAAGCCGGUAAAAUCACUGAUGACGAGGCCCGGAGAUCGUCCCACCUGAACAUCGUAGGCAUGGUGGGUUCCAUCGACAAUGACUUCUGUGGGACAGACAUGACCAUCGGGACUGACUCUGCUCUGCACCGCAUCAUAGAGGUGGUGGAUGCCAUCACCACUACCGCACAGAGUCACCAGAGGACCUUCAUCCUGGAGGUGAUGGGUAGACACUGUGGCUACCUGGCCCUGGUGACUGCUCUAGCCUGCGGUGCUGACUGGGUGUUCAUCCCAGAGAUGCCCCCAGAUGUGGGAUGGGAGGGGCAUCUGUGCAGAAGACUGGCUGAUCAAAGAGCCAGAGGAUCUCGUCUGAAUGUGAUUAUUGUGGCUGAGGGAGCUAUGGGCAGAGAUGGAAACCCCAUUGGCUCUGAAGACAUCAAGAAGCUGGUGGAGAAGAAUUUGGGCUUUGACACCCGUACCACUGUUCUGGGACACGUGCAGAGAGGCGGCACUCCCUCAGCCUUCGACAGAAUCCUAGGCAGCAGGAUGGGUGUGGAGGCUGUGAUGGCCCUGUUGGAGGCCACUCCAGAGACCCCAGCCUGUGUGGUCAGUCUGUCCGGUAACCAGGCCGUCAGGCUGCCCCUCAUGGAGUGUGUCCAAGUGACUAAGGAUGUGACUACUGCCAUGGCUGAGAAGAGAUGGGAGGACGCUAUCAAGCUCAGAGGAAAGAGCUUUGAAAACAACUGGAACACAUACAAGAUGCUGGCACACAUCAACCCUCCAGAUACCAAGAGCAACAUUAACGUGGCUAUAGUAAACAUUGGUGCUCCAUGUGCUGGUAUGAAUGCUGCCGUGCGUUCUGCGGUGAGGAUCGGCAUCAUUCAGGGACACAACAUGUUGGCCGUUCAUGAUGGGUUCGAGGGUCUCGCUCAAGGAAAGAUCGAGCCUAUCACCUGGACUGGAGUUUCAGGCUGGACUGGGAAGGGGGGCUCUGAGUUGGGCACCAAGAGAGUCCUUCCUUCUAAGUACAUUGAGGAAAUCAGCUUGACUAUCGCUAAGUUCAAUAUCCACUCUCUGGUGAUCAUUGGAGGGUUUGAGGCGUAUAUGGGUGGUCUGGAGCUGGUGCAGGGCAGAGAUAAGUAUGAAGAGCUGUGCAUUCCCAUGGUGGUCAUCCCCGCCACUGUCUCCAACAACGUCCCCGGUUCAGACUUCAGCAUCGGAGCUGACACAGCCCUCAACACCAUCACCUCGACCUGUGACAGGAUCAAGCAGUCAGCAGCAGGCACCAAGCGUCGUGUGUUCAUCAUUGAGACCGCGGGAGGGUACUGUGGUUACCUGGCUACCAUGGCAGGUCUGGCUGCUGGGGCUGAUGCUGCAUAUAUCUUUGAGGAAGAUUUUUGUAUUAGAGACCUGGAGAUGAAUGUAGAGCAUCUCGUGCAGAAGAUGAAGACAGACGUAAAGAGAGGUUUGAUUCUCAGGAAUGAGAACUGCAAUGCCAACUAUACCACAGACUUCAUCUUUGCCCUGUACUCUGAGGAGGGCAAGGGCAUCUUUGACUGCCGCAAGAACGUGCUGGGACACAUGCAACAGGGCGGCACCCCAACACCUUUCGACAGGAACUUUGGCACCAAGAUGGGUUCCAAGGCUGUUCUGUGGAUAACAGAGAAACUCAAGGAGGUCUAUAGACACGGUCGUAUCUUCGCUAACACCCCAGACUCUGCCUGUGUGCUGGGCAUGAAGAAGAGAGCACUGACCUUCCAGCCUCUUGCUGAGCUAAAGGAACAGACAGACUUUGAGCACCGCAUCCCCAAGACAUCGUGGUGGCUGAAACUGAGGCCAAUCAUGAAGAUCCUUGCUAAAUACAACAUCAGCCUGGACACAUCUGAGCAUGCCCACAUGGAGCAUGUGAUCAAGAAGAGGGUAUCGCUGCCUGCGCCACUCAUGAACAAGGCAUCCCCCCCCCAGAAACACUAGGAGGAAGAGUAAUUUUUCUGUUACAUGCAUGUCAGUGGAGGCUGGUGGGAGGAGCUAUAGGAGGAUGGGCUCAUUGUAAUGGCUGGAAUUAAAUAAAUGGAACAGUAUUAAACACAAAUAUAUGGAAACCACGUUUGACUCCAUUCCAUUUAUUCCAUUCCAGCCACUACAAUGAGCCGUCCUCCUAUAGCUCUUCCCACCAGCCGCCUCUGAUGUAUGUCUAUAUCAGGGGUCUCCAACAGGUCAAUUGUGAGCAGCCCAUCUAUGAGUAGCUCACCAAAUAGUAAUGAAAAAUACAUGCACUUUCCGAAUUGUUUAAAGUCAUAGUCUUGUGUGAUCAUUUCAGCACCGUUUUGAUUGGGACAGCGCCAUCGCGCUGAUUUGCGUCAAGUGUGGGGGACUCCACUUGAUAAAUCAAUCAAUGUCAGAUGUUUGUUUUCACUGAAUCUCAGUUUGGAUAUUUGGCAACAAUUAGGCUGGGAAAAUGGUAGCUAAAUUGAAGGGAGUGGUUUUGUUUCACUGAAUUUCCGUCUGUAUAUUUGCUUAAUUUAUCUCUGGCUGGGCAAGUGGAUGUGGUGGUUCAUUUAUUCGUUUGAUCAUCCAUCACUGAUCAGAAGCAUUUAGCAUGCAACAAUAUAGCCUAAAUCAUGUGUAUUAUUUUGCUCGACUCACCACGUAGCAGCCUUAUAUAAUCAAUCCACCAUCAAGCUGUGAGCGCAGCGUCCUGUUUUAUGUCUUAAUUGAGCCUACUUCAAUAUAAUCAAUUAAUCAAUCAUUCAUUCAUACCAUUAGAUAACAUACGAGUCACUCUUGCCUUUAAAUACAAUCAAGCAUUUUAUUGUUAUUAUGUAGGACUAUAAUACUGGGCCGCGCGGUUGGGUUCGGCCUGAUAAUGAGAACUGUCGAGUAUCACACACCUCUACCUCCCGGCUACUAUCCAAUCAAAUCCACAUUGACAUUACCCCUAGUUAUUCACAAUUGUCUUAAAACCCAAACGUAACACUAUCUGUCAAUACAUUUACCGCAAUAUUGCCCCUGUAUGUCUGUGUGGUGUGCGCGUUCGCCUAUCAUUCACUUCGUAUAACCAGUUAGCGGUAAUGAUAACUUGUCUUCUGGGUAGACAGAACGACUUUCCCCAAAACCUUCUCAAUUAAAUGUCAACUGCAAACUAGGCUUACCUGGCAGAAUUAUAUCAUGAUUAUUUGUAUCAAUUGGGUGGACUUUUGAUUUGCAAACUCUGUUAUGACAUAUGCAGCUGCAAAAACAUUGCUAGACCAGCACAUUCCUCUCUCGCAAAAUGCGCAUUUAAAGGGGUAUUACACUCAAAUCAGAAUGUAUGUUUUUUUCCAGCCCUCAAAAAUGGUCUUCUGAUGUGAUUUAAACAUUGACAUGGAUUCAGAACAUCCAAUGUCAUUGUUUCUUUAUGAAUAAUUGUAAUUUUGAGUGAAAAAAACAAAUACAAAUCCCAAACCAGGAAAAAAUAAAACAGAGAAAACUGAAUUCGGGAAAAUACAAGGAGUGCCUAUUUCAAAGCUAGGAAAACAAUUAUGAGUAGCUCACAUUUCAAAAUUUAAAAGUAGCUCUCAUGCUAGAAAAGGUUGGAGACCCAUGGUCUAUAUGGAGUAGGAAGAGGAGGAGGAAGAGGAGGAGUCAUUCUUUGUUACACAUAUGCCUGUUUUUCAUGUAUGUUUCUGGUUGAAUGAAUCAUCUGAUUCAUAAACUAAACCAGAGCUACAUUCUUUCAUGCCUGUUGUCUUCUUUGUGGACUUACGUAUCCUCGUCUUUUUAAAUAUUUUUGGUCUUCUCAAACAUUUUUCCUUGCACUCUUUUUUUCAUUUCUCAAUCAGUUAACCAUGUGUGUGCUGCCCUGCUCUGGGAACUAGUUUUACAGCUUUUCCUUUGCGCUUCAAGAAUUAAACACGUUACAAUCUUG